AUGAGCAAUAUUGUAUUGCAUGUAGCUUCGAGUGGAAUUGCUUCUCUCCUCCUUCCACGGGAAAGAACGGCGCAUUCGAGAUUUGGUAUCCCUUUGAAUGUAACUGAGAAUUCUACAUGUGCCCGAAUUCGUCCUAGGUCUGAUUUAGCUGAUCUUCUUAUCAAGACAAAACUUAUUAUAUGGGAUGAAGCGCCCAUGAUGCAUAAGUACUGUUUCGAAGCACUUGAUAGAAGUUUGAGGGACAUAAUGAGGUUAGUUGAUAGGAGAAACAUGCAUCGACCGUUUGGGGGUAAAGUUAUGGUGUUUGGUGGUGAUCUACGUCAGAUAUUACCAAUUGUACCAAAGGGAAGGAGGCAAUAUAUCGUGUUUGCUACCGUUAAUUCGUCUUACUUGUGGGAUUCGUGUAAGGUCCUAACACUUACUCGCAAUAUGAGACUUCAAUCAGGUUCUUCUAAAUCUUCCGCUGAUGAACUGCGAGAAUAG
Beta vulgaris subsp. vulgaris (sugar beet) is the source of this 483-nucleotide messenger RNA. RefSeq lists its product as uncharacterized. NCBI's taxonomy places the organism in Eukaryota, Viridiplantae, Streptophyta, Magnoliopsida, Caryophyllales, Amaranthaceae. Gene Ontology annotation, biological process: telomere maintenance; DNA repair. Gene Ontology annotation, molecular function: DNA helicase activity. The record is from RefSeq and is a predicted model, not a curated record. Bases 1 to 483 code for a protein of 160 amino acids. The transcript has a single exon.